This is a messenger RNA of Dryobates pubescens (Downy woodpecker), 1818 nucleotides long. RefSeq names its product protein shisa-6-like. The record is from RefSeq and is a predicted model, not a curated record. Gene Ontology annotation, cellular component: postsynaptic density; dendritic spine membrane; postsynaptic membrane. The coding region runs from base 1 to 828 and encodes 275 amino acids. The transcript has 3 exons. NCBI's taxonomy places the organism in Eukaryota, Metazoa, Chordata, Aves, Piciformes, Picidae. Gene Ontology annotation, biological process: regulation of AMPA receptor activity; regulation of short-term neuronal synaptic plasticity.
AUGCCCUGUGGGAUCUGCAGCUUCUGUCCCGAGCGUUCCGCGGCUGUUCCUCAAGAGCGGCAGAGCCUGGCCGGCGCCGGCAGCGCAGCGCAGCGGCAGCCCGGGGCCGGCGGCCCCCAGCCCGCCUGCAGCGGGAGCCGGGAAGCUGCUGACAAACCUCGGACGAACAACAUCCUCACCUCCGCCACCGAGCCCUACGACCUGUCCUUCUCCCGCUCCUUCCAGAACCUCUCGCACCUGCCCCCCUCCUACGAGUCUGCUGUCAAGACAAACCCAACUGACAAAGAGGCUGACGAAUACUACAUGAGGAGGAGGCACCUGCCCGACCUGGCGGCCCGGGGCACGCUGCCCAUCAACGUGAUCAAGCUGUCUCAGCAGGGCACCCCGCGGGAGCGGCCGCGGCGCCCCAUCCGCGCCAUGUCUCAGGACCGGGUGCUGUCCCCGGAGCGGCUGCUGCCCGAGGACUUCAGCCUGUCCUACGAGCGCGUCCUGUCCGACGAGCAGCUGCUGUCGGCCGAGCGCCUGCACUCGCAGGACCCGCUGCUGUCCCCGGAGCGCUCCGCCUACCCCGAGCAGUCCCUGGCGCGGGCGCUGUCCCACACGGACGUCUUCGUCUCCACGCCCGUCCUGGAUCGCUACCGGAUGGCCAAACUGCAGCCCCAUCCCAGUGCCUCUAAUAACUUGUACAACACCCUGGGCAUGACCCCCACCUCCGCCAAGCGCCAGGCCUUCGCCUCCCGGCGCCACAACACCGUGGAGCAGCUGCACUACAUCCCCGGCCACCACCACCACUACCGCACGGCCAGCAAAACCGAGGUGACGGUUUGACGGCGCCCCCUGCCUCCCGCGGACUCCCCACGGGCCGGGGGGGCCGCAGCACCCCCUCCCGCGGCAGCCUUACAGGCCCCGACGACCUCUGGUAACUCAGCGUCUGGAAGGACUCCUCUGGCAGCCCCCCCGCGGCGGCGUUGUUAAAGCCUCCCCUUCGUCCAGGGACGAGAGAAGGACUCGAGCAAGCGAGCAGACGGUAGUGAGGGACAGUGGAGGAUGUUCCCCUGACCUGCAUCAGUUUCUGUCAAAGAAAGCCAUAGUAGUAGAUGGCUCCUUCCAAGGGCUCAGCUGCAUCAUCUCACCCUUUCUGUGAACUCAGAACUCCUCAGCUGCUACAAGCAGAAGCAGUCUCAUGCAGCCCAAGACAGGGAGAAGGAAAGGCAGCAGCCCACCCUGGUGGGAAGGGGCCUUGUUCUCUCUCCUCCUGCCAGCCUUCACCUUUGGCCUUUCUGUAGCAAGUAGCUAAGCUUCUGGCUGCUGGAGCUCGCUUCCAGACCACCUGAUACCAGCCAGCACCCACACAUCUCUUCUUCUUCAUCCUUGGAGCAAAUUCAGGGGCAGACUUUCCUUGGGGACUGGCAGAUCAAGGGCCAAGAACAACCUGGCUGAGAAAUGAAGUUUUAGUUUCUAUCAAAUAUACUGAUAAGAUACCAAUAUCCUAGUGCCUACAAACCGCCUGCUCAGUGUAGGAAGUAGUGGGGUUGAUGUGAUCAAUAAGCACAACUGCGCUGAAACGCUUGUUAGAGCCUUUUCUCCACUCAUCCUGCUACCCUGGUGUCUCCCACAUGUAAAUAGGAAGGGGGAGCAGGGUUCUCUUCCUCCAGCUUCUUGCCACUGCUGGACCUACAGCAUCAGAACUGGUUCAGCUCUGCUCUGCUGGCCUGUGCUGGGGAGCUCCUGGCUCCACCGAGCCCCCCAGCAAGGCAAAGCAAGGCUGGCACACCUUUCCCCAAGCCUGGCACACCUUGCCCCAAGCCUGGCACACCU